AUGGCAAAGCCGGGUGUUUCCAAGAAGACUAAGCAGCCCUCGGUUCACUCAAGAGCUGCGAGGCGCGCGACGGACGUUGAUAUUGACACCGACAAGUCUCUCAAGAAUGUCAAGGCCCCUGCAGACUCAACCGACUAUCGGCCGUCGGUCCUGGCGGCGCAAACCAACGCCGGUGUCUCCAAGAAGUCCAAGAACCGCAAGACGCAGAUGAGCGCCAAGGCGAAGAAGAGAAAUGAAAAGGCAAUGGACCGCGCUGAGGCCAUCAUGGAGCGGACCUCCAACAAGAUCGAAAAGAGCAAGAGCAAGUCACGGAGGAUCCAGACGCGGAGCAAGCAAUGGGACGACAUCAACAAAGAACUGCCUGCGGUGAAGAAGUUCCCUAACGAGGAGGACCUCGAGGUGGAGGAGCGCAAGACCAGGGCGGCCGUUAUUGUGGCGGACAAGGACUGGGAGACGGACGAGGAGAUGGACGGUGUUGAUGAGGAUUCUGCGCCCGCCGUUUCCGAUGCUGUGCAGGCCGCUCCAGCGAAUGACGAUAUGGACGAGGAGAUUUUGUAG
Colletotrichum spaethianum is the source of this 558-nucleotide messenger RNA. RefSeq lists its product as uncharacterized. The record is from RefSeq and is a predicted model, not a curated record. The transcript has 2 exons. Gene Ontology annotation, cellular component: nucleolus; preribosome, large subunit precursor. NCBI's taxonomy places the organism in Eukaryota, Fungi, Ascomycota, Sordariomycetes, Glomerellales, Glomerellaceae. Bases 1 to 558 code for a protein of 185 amino acids. Gene Ontology annotation, biological process: ribosomal large subunit export from nucleus.